Messenger RNA from Penicillium expansum, 2748 nucleotides. RefSeq names its product Major facilitator superfamily domain, general substrate transporter. Gene Ontology annotation, cellular component: membrane. Gene Ontology annotation, biological process: transmembrane transport. Lineage: Eukaryota; Fungi; Ascomycota; Eurotiomycetes; Eurotiales; Aspergillaceae. Gene Ontology annotation, molecular function: transmembrane transporter activity. The record is from RefSeq and is a predicted model, not a curated record. Bases 1 to 2748 code for a protein of 915 amino acids. The transcript has 10 exons.
AUGAAUAUUAAAUACAUAUCUGAUAUUGAAAGAUAUAUUAUCUAUGACCAGCUACAUGCAGUUGCAGUUUGGGCUGCGCAAGCUGUUGACACUCGUCUGGAGCUCCUGCGAAAUCCCGCAACCUCUCUGCCAGAAAGUUAUGCCACAAAUUCACCACCCCUGAUCCUCAUCGGUGGUAAAUCGCUUGCCACCUAUCAGCUCGUCAAUGAGCUUUCGACGGCGCUAUCCUCCAAAUUUUCCUCCUUGGUCCGACUUCCUUCUAUCGAGUCUCUCAAUACUGUUACCAUCCCCGACGGUGCUACCGUUCUCGGCUUGUCCGAAUUAGAUGAGCCUCUGAUGCGAGAGGUGACCGACGAAAGGAUUGAAGCACUCAAAGGACUUUGGAGGUCUGUAAGAAACAUUUUAUGGGUAUCAAAAGGCGCUCGGGCCGAACAGCCAUAUUCAUACAUGAUGUUCGGUAUCGGGACGGUCGUCAAAUUUGAACAGCCGAAUAUCAAUUUCCGGCUACUGUAUCUUGACAUCCUGGACAAGGAGACUAGCUCUAUCAUCUCAGCUGUUGAUGAUUUGCUCUGGUCUUCUGAACCCGAAGUCUUCAUUGAAAACAACCAGAUGCUAAUCCCACGUCUGUACCUGAGCUCGAGGCAGAAUCUCCGGGCCAACUCCUCUAGUCGUGCAAUAUUUGAGCAGGUUGACCCGGCAAGGGCAGAUGUGAAGCUUGUGGGCUCUGGCGACUCUUUCCAACUUGAAGAGGUCUCACCGCUAAGGGUACCCCAAUUGAGGUUAACCGGCGGUGCUCCGGUCAUGAUCCGUUGUCACGUCCUCCUCUACAACUUGAUCAAGGCAGCUGUCUCCCAGGAAGCUGCCAAGGACCGUGUCAAUGUUCAGUUCACGACAUGCAGUCGUCAAUCUGGUGGAGAAUUGAUCUGGAUCCACCAUGCUAUUCCUGCGCGUCUUAUCAAAGAGAAAUCUCCACGAGGUACAUUGGUCUUCGUCAACUUUGCAGCACCCGAAGGACCUGACACACACGUGGCACGAACAAUGGAAACCUGUGUGCCUGAGGACUGUGUGAUAGUAAGUACUGCUUCAUUAUUCUGCGACAAGCUGUACACUCGCCCUGAAGCCGAGUUCGCCCAGUUGGGCGAUGUCCUUCAAGCUGCGUGGAAAUCUGUGAUGGAGAGGCCACAGUCCGACAGUCAAUUUGUCAAUGGAUGGAUGGCUCAACAUGGAGCUGGCUGCAGCGUUCUGACCAGCCGCAACCCCAAGCACGAAGUUGAGAACGGAACCAAAAGAGUUACCAUGAAGAACCCACAUCAUGAGGAUCAUGUCAAAGACAUCAUCGAAACUGAAAAUAGUGCAUACCCUAAUGAGGAAAUCAUAAACUCCUUCAGUCCAGAGGAGCAGAAGAAAAUCAUCCGAAGAGUUGAUAUUCGCUUGGUUGUUACUAUGGGAUGUUUAUUCAUUGUCAGUCUGUUGGAUCGAACAAAUCUCGGAGCUGCCUCGGUUGCAGGAAUGCAGAAAGAGCUGGGUAUGAACGCAUCGAACAAUGGCUACAGUAUCAUUUCGUUGGUAUUCUUCGUCACAUACACCCUCUUCCAGAUCCCUGCCACAGUCAUUAUUCGCACACUUGGACCUCGAAUCUUCCUCGCAGGCAUUGUGACUCUCUGGGGAGGCGUUAUGAUUGGUUUCGGCUUCGUCAAGAACUGGGAAUCCAUGGCUGGCUUACGCGCAAUCCUCGGUGGUCUAGAGGCUGGACUGUUCCCCGGCAGCGUCUAUCUUCUUAGUACUUGGUACCCUCGCUACGAACUACAAAAGCGCAAUUCUGUGUUCUUCCUUAUCGGAAGCGUUGCCUCCGGCUUUGGCGGUAUCUUAGCCUACGGGUUAUCGCAGAUGGAUGGGCUAGGCGGGCUUUCCGGUUGGCGGUGGAUUUUCAUUAUAGAAGGCCUUCUUACGUGUGUCCUAGGCCUCGGCUCCUACAUUUUGCUAGUCGACUUCCCGGAUAAAGCUCCGAAGUCCUGGAAAUUCCUUAACCAAACCGAAGCCUCAUUUAUUAUCACGACAAUCGAACGUGAUAGAGCAGAUACCACUUUUGAGCCUUUCUCUCUCCAAAAAUAUCUAGCAUACGGCAAAGACAGUAAGGUCUGGGCAUAUGCGAUCUUAUAUAUGUUAGCUACUAUGCCUAGCUAUGCGAUUGCAUACUUUCUUCCGAUCAUUCUGCAAGAGAGCAUGCACUUUUCCGUGGUGAAGGCACAAUGUCUUGUUGCCCCACCGUAUGCUUUUGCGGGUGUGGUGAUGUACAUCCAGGCAGUUUACUCGGAUAAAUGGCGUUUGCGGGGACCCAUUAUUGUUGGAAACGCGCUUGUGGCGAUUCUUGGGCUAGCGCUGCUAGGUUUUCUUAAGGAUCCGGCCCCCCGGUAUUUUGGAGUCUUCUUAGCUACUGCGGCUGCAAAUGCAAACUGCCCGGCGAUGGUAUCUUGGCAAAGCAACAACAUCCGCGGCCAAUGGAAGCGAGCCUUUACAUCUGCGACAUCGAUCGGUGGAGGCAGUAUGGGAGGCAUCAUUGCGACAACAGUAUUCCGCGCUCAAGAUGCUCCUGAUUACAUACCAGGUCUAAUCGCGGCUAUAUUGGCCAAUGGUUUGAUUGUCGUGGUUGCAGGCCUACUCACACUUAAGUAUAAUCGGGCAAACAAGCGAGUCGAUGCUGGAGGAAAGCCGAUUGAGAGAAAGAUUGGGUUCAAGUAUACGUAUUGA